Messenger RNA from Humulus lupulus (European hop), 3963 nucleotides. Its product is annotated as putative disease resistance RPP13-like protein 1. Gene Ontology annotation, molecular function: ADP binding. NCBI's taxonomy places the organism in Eukaryota, Viridiplantae, Streptophyta, Magnoliopsida, Rosales, Cannabaceae. The coding region runs from base 175 to 3282 and encodes 1035 amino acids. The record is from RefSeq and is a predicted model, not a curated record. Gene Ontology annotation, biological process: defense response to other organism. The transcript has 2 exons.
UGAGCUGUAUGUACUCAAAAUCACAUUUUGUAAAUUAAAGACUCUGUAUUGCUCGAUCUGAGUGUUGUUUGCCACUUUUCUAUUAUAGUUUUGUUAAUUCUUAUUAUCUCUUUGCAAUUUUUUUUUUUUUUGUGUUCAUCCUUCUUUCCUUAAUUCUUUCAAAGUUCAAAUAUCAUGGCUGAAUUUGUUGGUGGAGCACUUCUCUCUGCUUUCCUUGAUCCGUUGGUUCAAAAGUUGGGUUCGGAGGUGAAGGAGUUCUUCAAAGGAAAAGAUGGGAUUCUGAAGCUGGUGAAAGAAUUGAAAAUUAUGAUGUCCUCGGCUGAUCUACUUCUGAUUGAUGCUGAAGAGAAGCUCAUCAAAGACCAAGCGGUGAGGAAAUGGCUUGAUGAUCUCAAGGACACCAUUUAUGACGCAGAUGAUUUGGUUUACAUGAUCGAAACUGAAGCAUUGGAAAAGAAACUAGAAGGAGAAUCUCAAAGCAGCUACGCUUGCUGUAAGGUACUCAUGAAACUCAUCCCAACUCCUUUUACUACUUUUGAUAAGGCAAUACAACCACAAAUAGAAGAGAUUCUUGAAAAAUUGAAACUUCAUCUAGAGAAUAAAGAUCCUUGUUUGAAACGUAUAGAAAAACAAAAACAUCCAGAAAGAGUAUGUGCUCCAUUGCUGGAAGAAUCUGAUGUUUAUGGAAGGGAUGUUGAGAAAGAAGUUAUUAUUAAGUUGCUGCUAUCGAAUGACACGAUAGAUAAUGGUGACAAGUUGUCUGUCAUUCCCAUAGUGGGAAUGGGUGGUAUUGGAAAGACUACUCUUGCUCAACUUGCAUACAACGAUGAUAGAGUCAAUAAAUGGUUUGAUACCAAAGUCUGGGUUACUGUGGGAGACGAUGAAAUGGUAAAUAGUUCAAAAGUGAUGAAAACAAUUAUCCGAAAGGUGACCCAUAAUUCUAACAAAUGUGAAAUUGAUGAAGAGCAGUUUGAGUUGUUAAAUGAAGUUAAGAAAGUUUUGACUGGAAAGAAGUUUUUCAUUGUUCUUGAUGAUGUUUGGGAUGAUGAUCGUAAUGGAUGGGAGGUCAUCAAAAGUAGUUUUGUAUCAGGGUUUCGUGGAAGCAAGAUCCUUGUGACAACACGUAGCAAUAGGGUUGCUUCAAUUAUGGAAACUGAGCCAGCACAUUACCUAAAGGUAAUAUCUUUCAAAGACGGUUGGCGAUUAUUUGCCAAAUGUGCUGGAAUUGACGUGGUCAACUCAGAUGAGUACUCAGAUCUCCAAGUAAUUGGUAAAAAAAUUGUUGGCAGCUGCAAGGGUCUUCCUUUAGCAAUAAAAUCACUUGGUGGUCUUCUUCGCAGUAAGCCAAAUAAAGAGGAUUGGGAUGAAACACUGAACAGUGAUAUAUGGGGGUUGUAUGAUAAUAAUAGCAUUGCAAUUCUUCCAGCUUUAUGGUUGAGUUACUUUUAUUUACCUGGGCAUUUAAAGCCAUGCUUCACUUAUUUUGCUACAUUUCCCAAAGAUUAUGAAUUUGAUAAAAAAGACAUAAUUUUACUGUGGAUGGCUGAGGGUCUUUUACAUCCUCAGAAAGAGAAGAGAAUUGAAGAAGUUGGAGAGGAGUACUUCGAAGAUCUAAUCUCAAGAUCAUUUUUCCAGCCAUUAUCAAAUCGUAAGAAGUCGGUUUUUCACAUGCAUGAUCUUAUACACGAUUUGGCAAGGUUUGUCUCUGGUGAGUUUUGUUUGGGGGUGGAUACAAAAUUAUCUACUUGCACACACAAAAUUCGUCAUUUUUCAUACAAGCUAGAUUGUCAAAAAGAUUAUGAGCCUAAGGUAUUUGAGGAGUUAUCUGAGGCUAGGUGCCUUCGCACCUUCUUAUGGCACCAAAAACUAGAACCUAAUCAAGUAUGGUGGUCGAAGAUAGAGCACUUGCCUGAAUCAUUCCCACGGCUACGGGUAUUACUUAUAAGGAAUGGAUUAGGGUUUAAAAAGUCGUAUGUAUUGACCAAGUUUCCCGAUUCAAUAGGCAAUUUGAAGUAUUUAAGAUAUUUGAAGCUAGAUUGCCCUUUUAUUGAAGAAAUACCUAAUACAAUUUGUUAUUUGUACAAUUUGGAGAUACUAUUGUUGGAGGGAUGUACUUCAGUUAUUCAACUUCCAACUAAUAUAGGAAAUUUAACCAAGUUGCGACAUCUUUGUGUUCCCUUUUCAUUAGAAGCGAUGCCAUUGCAGUUUGGUAAGCUAAAAAAUCUACAGGAACUAAAUACAUUUAUUGUGGGACCAAAAAAAGCUUGUGGCAUUGAUUUGUUGAAGGAGCUUGAAGAUCUUCAUGGGAGUCUUUGUCUAAAGGGACUACAAAAUGUUAGUGGAAUUGAGGAAGUUUCGGGUGCAAUAUUGAAGAGUAAAAAGUUUCUUGGUUUGCUAUGUUUGGAAUGGAGUUAUGGUCAUGAACCUGGUGACUUGCACAAAGAAAGAGUAUUACUAGGUGCCCUCGAACCUCAUCCAAAUCUAAAGGAAGUUAAGCUCCAACACUACAAAGGCAGUGGUUUCCCUCAUUGGAUUGGAGAUCACUCGUUCUCUAAUUUAGCAAGGGUAGAGUUGGCAAGUUGUUAUAAUUGUACCUUCUUGCCACCGUUAGGACAACUACCUUCUCUCAAAGACCUUGUCAUUACGAGUUUGAAAUGUGUAGUGAAAAUCGACUCGGAGUUUUACUACUCUACUGCUGCAACAGAGACAAAGCCGUUUUUUAGAUCUUUGGAGAGCUUGACAUUUGAGUUUAUGGAAGAGCUCCAAGAGUGGUCAUUUAUCGAAGGUGGAGUUUUUCCUCUUCUUAAGAAGCUUCGUUUUUUCAGGUGCUAUAAACUCAAAGUGUCAUUAUUACCUAAUUAUUUUCCGUCAUUGAGAGAGCUUGUAAUAGCUAGUUGUGAGCAACUAAUGCCUUUACUCCCAAGAGCUCAACCACCCGUGCACGCCCCAUUUCCAUCUCUUGAGAUUUUGGAAAUAUCUUAUUGCGAUGGGCAGGAGUUGCUUCUAGAAGGGGAGUUACCUUUGAGUUUAAAGAAAAUGAUGAUUUUAGGUUGUAGAAACCUCAAAGACUUGGAUGACGAGGCCUUUCAACACCUCACCUCCCUUGAGAAGUUGGAAAUUGUAGACUGUCAUAACCUCAGAUGCUUGCCAAAUGAAAUGCCCAUUUCUCUUUUUGAUCUGAGCAUUCACUACUGUAAAUUGCUAACAUCACGAGUCCAGAGGGAGACUGGGGAGGACUGGCCAAUUAUUGCUCACAUUCCUAAUAUAUCUAUUAAGGCUUAAAUGAUGACAGUGUCAUCGAAUUCCAAGUCUCUGUAAUUUUCCACACCAACAGGGCUCCACUUUAAGCCCUACCAGUAGAGCUCUCAGUGUUUUUCGACCUGUGAAUAGUUUUCGGCACGAUUUUUUUUUUAUGACAGUGUAUAUUGUAGCUAUUUAGAGCAUUCUGCAAAUUUUCAGAAAAUUCUGAAUGAUUUACAGUACCGAAAACUAGAUUCAAAUAUGUUGUUUUCCACACGCAUAACAAAAAUUAGUCACGCGUGCAACAACAUGUUUAAACCUAAUUUUGCAGGAUGCUCUAAAUAGCUACAAUAUGCACGAUCAUACCCUACCGGUAGAGCUUAAAAUGAAUCCUUAUAGGAGAAUUUCCAUAUAUAUAUAUAUAUUGACGAUAUAUAGCUUGACUCUAAGUUUUUUUUUGGUUGUGUGGAUUGGUAUAGGUAAUCUAAAGAAGUUAGCACACUUGACUUCACCUGAUAGAGUUAAGGAAAGACUUCAUUUGGAUAAGGCAGAUUUAUUAGAAGGAAGGAUCCAUUGACUUAAUAUUGAUGGAUAUGAAGGUGCUUUCAAUGUCCUGUACUUUUUUCAGCCCUGUCGCAAAUGGUUUUCUUUUUACUGUUAGUGUAUUCCAAAUAGCUGCAAACAUUACUAUACUAGUGGAAUUCACAAGUGUUUCGAUGGAAA